Messenger RNA from Rasamsonia emersonii CBS 393.64, 2454 nucleotides. RefSeq lists its product as uncharacterized. Gene Ontology annotation, cellular component: Mon1-Ccz1 complex; intracellular membrane-bounded organelle. The record is from RefSeq and is a predicted model, not a curated record. Gene Ontology annotation, biological process: vesicle-mediated transport. Bases 1 to 2454 code for a protein of 817 amino acids. The transcript is spliced from 5 exons. Lineage: Eukaryota; Fungi; Ascomycota; Eurotiomycetes; Eurotiales; Trichocomaceae.
AUGCCUGAAGGUGAACCCCUCUCGGUGACCCCCGCGCAGCUCUCCUUCCUCGCCAUCUACAACCCCUCGCUGGGAACGACCGAUGAGACCUUGAGCGACCAGAUCGUCUUCUACUAUUCCAAGGCGAGCCGAUUGCGGCGAAAGUCCGCCACAUUCAAUGAGACACCUUCCGGCGAAGACAAAGAUGACAUCAACGAGAGGCUGCGUCAGAUAGGCCUGGCGCAGGGAAUGGUGAAUUUCGCCAAAAACUUCUCAGGAGGGAAACCUGUUGAAAGCGUGGACACAGAAAAGUUGCGAAUUGUUCUGCAUGAACUGGAGAAGGAUUGGUGGAUUUUGGCUUCCAUCGACCUCACGCGACUCCCCUCCAAUGCUGCAAGCGGGACUGACUCUUCUGCGCCUCUUCGUAUCGAAUAUUCGUCGCGAGAAGUCUAUCCUCCUCAGUCGUUGAUCCAACAGCUUCGUAGGGCGCAUUCGAUCUUCCUAUUACAUCACGAUAUUUCUCUAGACAACCUCUACAACCGCGUUGGGAGAUCUACGUUUUGCAAGCUUCUCAGUCGCUUCUGGACGAGGUUCAUACGAAAUUGGGUGGUCCUUCUGAAUGGGAACCCCGCCGUGGACAUCUUCAAUGGCAUCAAGCUAGCUGCAGGCGGAGAAUUGGGGGUCGGCGUGGGGGAGGAAGAAUGGGGCAGUGGAGAGAGAGAGGUCCUUGAGGACUUUGUUUCAAGGACAAAUGGACUCGUUGAUCUCGUCGUCUCGAGAUUUGGCGAUGCGCAGGCGCCGCCGGAAGGAAAGCCCUCAGCGAAGGACUCGGAAAGGGACCAUCUCCCGUGGCUGGGCUCGGAUCAAUGUCCUCAACCGUCAGAUGGCGUGAUAUUCUCUGGUGUAGGAGCGAUUUCACGGUCGUCCUUGUGUCGAGUCUCUCACUGGAUGGAAUGGAUCUACAGAUAUGGCGACGCCGCGUACGGCGUCGGUGAGAAUCCAAGCUCGAUUCGACGUCGAAAGCAGAGGAGACGAGUCAGGCCAUCAGCACCUGCGUCUACUCCUCCAUCAGAAGUCCCGAAUAGGACGACCUCAGAGAGUCCUGCACCGGGUCGCAGAUCCUCACCGAGAAUACCACCCCCUCUCGUUACAGCUUCACCUCCUCAGCCACCAAAAACAGACGGUUUGUCAAGGGAGCAACGAGAUGAAAGUACGGAGGAUUCUUCGACAUUAUUUGGGACUGAAACGCUCAUGAAAUACCUCACUCUGGGGUAUGGCUCGUCAUGGCGAUUUCCCUCAAUGUCGUCGAAUGUUCCCAUUCAGCAGACAGAAGCUGGUCCGAAAGAUGAGAGCAAUGCUAUGAAAGUCUCUUCAUCCAGAAAGGGCAGCUUUAGAGACGACGCCUGCGGCAGGUUCAUUAUUGGUUUACGUGAUGACCUUGAAGACGAAAACACGGACGAUGAAAGUCCUGAGGCGGCCAGUCCGACACAGGGCCAAAAAGAAGGCGAAUCAUGGAACACUCGAACAUUGCUUAGAACGUUGCAUCUUGAGAUGGCUCAACCGGUUCCCAGCGGUGAUGACGAUGAUGAUAACGACGAAACGCCAGACGCCCAUAAAGAUCGGUAUAAGAAGCUGCAAGUUCUGGUCUAUGUGGUAUGCCAUGAGUCUGACAUUAUUAUGUUGGUGGCGGCUGACGAGAAAAACCAGCAUCGACCUUUCAUGUUCACCUUUCUCUUCGAGCUCCGAACACCCUCACUUACCUUACCCUCAUUUUACCGCAGCAUACACCAUCAGCUCGGUCCUCUCCAGCGACCGCUUUUAGCAUCCACAUCCCCUCAGAAUGUCUCUCGACGGAUCUUCUUCGCCGACGGCGACGCCGGUUCUCAGAGAAAAGCUUCGAACAACCCCGUCUACGAUUUGGUCUAUGAUCCCUCCAAUCUGACCGUCCGCUCUUCGAUCCCCAAUAUCCCGGAGCCCGGAAUGUCAGAGUUGGCCUCACCGCAGCAAGCCACCACCACUACUUCCUCUGACCACCACCGUCCACCAUGGACUCGAAUGGAAGCUCUCCAUAUCCACAAUCAGUUUUUGAGCACCUACACAGGUACGCGGUCACGACCGCUAGAGAUGGAACGAACCUGCAAGACCAGUCGCGGCUGGUGGCUAGUCUGGGUCCGCAUCCCAAGCACAAGCACAAGCACAAACAACAGCGACCGCGAAACAACCUUCCCGGAGAACAAUGCUGCAGCGCCCAGAGAAGCAUUCCUGGUCCGAAAAGCGACGGACGCGCCGUCGCACAGACACGCGCACACGGUGAGCGGGUCACGCUUCUUCAGAGACCUCAGUGGCGUCUCGGGCAGCAGCAGUAUUGGUUCCGCAGGCGGAGGAGGAGGAUCCACGGCGCCAGGGAAAUUGGCUGAGGGACUGGGCUUUGAUGUGCGGAGGUAUAUUGAGAGCCUAUUGAGUCUUAAUCGAUAG